AUCGGGCGGGCACGUGUCGAUCGUGUGGCCUCCCCCUCCCCCUUUCAAUCCGCUGUCUGUGAGAGUGUGUACGUUUGUGGGCCUUCGUUCCCCUUGUGUGCGAAAGAGAGAGGGAGUCGCGAUCGCCAAGAUCCUCGCCGGCCAAGAAUCCCGCGAUCCCGCGAUCGCGAUCGGCAGUCAUCGAACGGACGGCGCACCGUACGCACCAUCAUCAUCGUCAUCGUAGUGGUUCCUGUUUCGGUGUGUGCGUGCCAGUAGACGUGUCGCGUUUUCCGGCAGUUCCGCGUUUUUUUGGACGACGAUGCCGCCACAAAACUCGAUCGAGUUGACCACCAAACCGGACGCGGAUGGGGCCAACGGUAAGCUGCUGCCGCCGGGCGGUGCCGACGCCACCGCCGGCAACGGGACGGCGAAGGGCGACGAGCCGCCACCGACGACGACCCUGAUCGUGCCGCCGGACGGUGGCUGGGGCUGGCUCGUCAUGGUGGCGUCCUUCUUCUGCAACGUCGUCGUCGACGGGAUCGUGAUGAACGUGGGCAGCUUCCUCGGCCCGAUCCGGCUCGAGUUUGGCGUGAGCGAAGCGGAAGUUGCCCUCGUCAGUUCGCUGCUGAGCGGCUUCUAUCUGCUGACCGGCCCCUUCGUCAGCGCCCUGGCCAAUCGGUGGGGUUUCCGGAUCGUCACGAUAAUCGGUGCGCUGGUGGCCGCUUUCGGAUUCUUCGUCUCGCAGUACGCCACCAGCGUGGUGUUCCUGUACGUGACGUUCGGGUUCAUCGGUGGCGUUGGCUUCUGCUUCAUCUACGUCCCGUCCGUCAUCACGGUGGGCUAUUACUUCGAGAAGUGGCGUGCCGUGGCGACCGGAAUCGCCCUGUGCGGGUCCGGUGUCGGGACGUUCAUCUUUGCCCCGCUGAACGCGAUGCUUAUCGAGUCGCUCGGUUGGCGCGGUGCGCUGGUCGCCCAGGCUGGCAUCAUCCUGUCGUGCAUCGCGUUCGGGGCUAUCUUCCGCCCGAUCCAGCCUACGGAGGUGACCGUCACGAAGGACGAGGACACACCGGCCGAGAAGGGCAUCCGGUUGGGUGAGGGGUUGCCGGUGGUGUAUACGAGGCCGUUGCCCGAGGGUCGCUACGCGUACUCGAUGCCCAACAGUUCGCACAACACGUGGAUGGGAGCGAACCCGAACUAUCAGUACCCGACGGCGGCCGAGAUCUUCCGGCAGGGAAGCGGCCACAACCUGGACCGACGGCCUUCGCACACGGCGGGCCAGCUGGUCAGCCACAACCUGCAGAGCACGACGAAGAAGCUGGAGAAGAUCCAGAAGCGGCUCGCCGGCCAGAUGACGCCGGACGAUACGAUCCACGCGCACGGCUUCGCCACGGCCCACCACGAGCUGAAUCCGGUCGGCGAGGCGGACGAGGAGGACACGGAGAAUGGCACGCUGCUGGCGGUGCCACCCGAGCAGACCACCGUCACCGUGACGACGGCCUCGGCCCGACGCCACACCGUUUCCGGUCGCCGGCCGAACGAAGCGGCCAGCUCCCGGCAUGGCUCCCGCAGGACACUCCACGACGGCGCUCGGCCCAUGUAUCGGGAUGACAUCUUCUUCACCGGGUCGCUGGCCCGCAUCCCGCAGUACCGCUCGCAGACCUCCCUCGGUUAUCACCUGUCAGUGACCCACCUGCCCACGAAGGCCGACGUCGAGGAGGAGGUGGAGGAGCAGUGCAUGAUGUGCCCGGAGGCGGUCCGCCGGACGCUGGCCACCAUGCUGGACAUGUCGCUGCUCAAGUCGCCCUCCUUCAUGAUGCUGGCGUUCAGUGGGUUCCUCACGAUGAUGGGCUUCUUCGUGCCGUUCCUGUACGUGCGGCAGCGGGCCGUGGCCGGCGGGAUGCCCGAGGACGUGUCCACCUUCAUCGUGUCCGCCAUCGGUAUCUCCAAUACAAUCGCUCGUGUCGUUUGUGGACUGCUGACUUCGUUCAAAAACGUUAACGCGCUGCACCUCAACAACGUGGCCAUCACGCUCGGUGGCAUCGCGACGAUGGUGAGCGGUAUCUACGUCACCGAAGCGUUCCAGUUCACGUACGCCGGUGUUUUCGGGAUCGCCAUCGCAUGCUUCUCGGCGCUGCGCUCGAUUCUGGUGGUCGAUCUGAUGGGAUUGGAGAAGCUUACCAACGCCUUCGGAAUACUGUGCCUGUUCCAGGGCAUUGCCGCCUUUCUGGGGGCUCCCAUUGCCGGAUACUUCACCGAGCUGACCGGGUCGUACAAUGCUUCGUUCUACAUCUGUGGUGCCCUCAUCACACUGUCUGCCGUGCUCUGCUACCCGCUGAGCUACGUCAAUCGAUGGGAAAAGCAGCGAGCCGCCAAACUGGACUCCCAGAAGGUUUAGGCGAGCGGCGGCGAAGAAUACAUCGAAUGGGGUUUGUGGCAGCUGGAUCACCUAUU
Messenger RNA from Anopheles bellator, 2433 nucleotides. RefSeq lists its product as uncharacterized. The transcript is spliced from 5 exons. Gene Ontology annotation, molecular function: monocarboxylic acid transmembrane transporter activity. NCBI's taxonomy places the organism in Eukaryota, Metazoa, Arthropoda, Insecta, Diptera, Culicidae. The record is from RefSeq and is a predicted model, not a curated record. Gene Ontology annotation, biological process: transmembrane transport; monocarboxylic acid transport. Bases 302 to 2377 code for a protein of 691 amino acids.